Rotaria sordida is the source of this 6276-nucleotide messenger RNA. The record is from the annotation of a GenBank genome assembly. Lineage: Eukaryota; Metazoa; Rotifera; Eurotatoria; Philodinida; Philodinidae.
AUGAGUCACUUUUUGAUUGUUGGUCCACCACAAAGCUCAUUAGAAAAGAAAUAUACCCGUCAAUUAAAUUCAUUACUGUUUGCUAAUGGAUGUGAGCAAAUCAACGAUAAUAAAACUCAAUAUUUGUCGGAUUUGUUUCAAUCGAAUUUGGCUCUCUAUAGUCAGUUUACAUUUGAUGAUCAUCAACAAUCAUUACCCGAAGACAAUGAGUUUCUCAUGUCUAUUUAUGAAAAUAUUGGUCAAGGUGCACAAUUGAUCGAGAAAAUGAGAUCUCAUAUUAAAGAAAAGCAUCGUUUAUUACAAAAAUCAAUCGAAAAAUUAGCAAAUGAUGCCUGUGCUGCUCUAUUUGCUGUCUAUAUAAAACAUUAUCGACGGAUCAAUUUAGCCAAAUCUGAAAUAUCUCGAACGGAUGAUCGAAGACCACACAGUAAACUCUUGUCCAUUUUCGAAUAUACCAAUCGUGUUCAAAUGUUAUUCGCUAAAGUCCGAGGACAAGGUGGUGAUUGUCAAGAACUUUGCAAUCAUAUUAAAACUAAUUCACGUUUUCUCUUAUUAUCUGUCAAGGAAAAUCAUUUGAUUCCGAUUAUCUACGAAGAUACGAAACAGCAAUCAGGAACAAAUAUUACGCUCAUGGAUAAUGAACAUAACAGAAGAACAUUGAAACUAAGACGACAAGAUUCACGAUGGACAAAAGCAAAACUUAUUUUUCGAAUGCUUCGAAAUACAUUACAAGCUUGUAUUCAGUUGAAAAAAUUGAUGAUGUCCAAGAAAGAAAUGAUCGAUCAAAAACGAGACAAUGAAUAUGUUCUUCAUGAAAUCAUCGAUGCCUAUGUUUAUGGAGAUUGUUACGAAGGCAAUAUGUCGACUAUAAUUGAAGAAAAGAAAUCUAAAUCCGAACAUAUGCUUCAGUGUAUGUCAAGACAAUAUGAAAGAUCUAUUACAAGACUGAUCACAUAUCGAUUUAGUCAAGCAUUUCUUCGGAAAUUAUUCGAUGUUAAAGAUGAAAAUCGAAUUCGUAUUAUUGCGACUAUUUAUUUACGACAUUUGAGACAAGUCAAUUUAGAUUGGUUGUAUUUGGAAAAUAUCGAAGCAUCAAAUAGUGUACUGAAAGAAGAAAUCAGUAAUAGCUACUAUGGAUGCAUCAAACUUGUUCUUUCCUAUUUAUUACAAUCGAAUAGUUCUGAAACAAUGGUCUUGGUAUCAUCGAUGUUCAAUCUACUGAAUCUAUCCUAUCAAUCAGUUGAUAUUUAUAAUUUGCAUCGUUAUCAAUUUAUUGAAACAUUUUUUACAUCGUUUAUUAGUUUGACAAAAACAUUCGAUGAUCUUACAGUAUUGAAAACAAAUUUCAUUGAAUAUAAUUGGUUUCGAUUGUUUACAUUGAGAUUAUGUGAAAAUAUUCAAAUUGAAGAAUGGAAUGUUUUCAAUUCAAUUGGUGGAAAAUUCAAUGUACAACAAAUCACACCAGAUAUCAUAACUGAAUUAAUUAAUUUCUAUCGAACAAUCAUGUCACUUAAAUCUCCAUGGCAAUCGAUAGCUACACAACUUGUUAUUGAUAGUAUUGCCUCGAAUUUCAAUGAUUUCAAGUCGUUUGAUAAUAUUGAUAAAAGUCAAGUAAUUGAUUUCAUUGCAUCAUUAUGUAUAUUAGGUGGAUAUAUUCAGCCAUAUUGUCUAGGUUCGAUUGUAAAAAUCUAUGUUGAUGAUGAAAAUCGUCAUGAAUUUCAUUUGGGAUUAAUCACAGAAGUAGAUAUCAAUGCUCGAGAUUUAGGUACACCUGAAAAAUCGCCCUAUUAUGUUCAAUAUUUUCACAUAGACAAAGCUGAAUGGAUCACAGCCGAUAAAUUAAAACUUGAGAUUAAUGUUCCACCACCAAAUCCAUACUUGUUUCCUCAUGCUGACGAAACAAUCGAUUUGAUUCUUGAUAAAUUUGGUUCUUUCAUACAGUUGGAUACAUCAACAUUCGAUUCCAUACUUGUGUUACAACUGAAACGUCGCUGUAUUGGCGCAUUAUAUCAGUUGUUAAAUGAUAGAAAACUAAUAGAAAUAUUUAUGCAAAAAUCCUAUGCAUCAUAUCUUGCGAAAUUAGCUGUCUGUAGUUUACCAUUGAAAACUCGACUUCAGUUAUUUGAUUUACGUCAUUUUAGUAAAGAUCAUUUAGAACAAUAUUGUUUAAGUCUAGACAACUGUGAAUAUUUAAAACAAAUAUUAGGAGAUGAUCAUGAAAAAGAAAAUUUUCAUUAUGAUAUGAAGCAAAAUGAUACAACUGAUAUAUCAUCGUUUAGCGUUUGGGAUAAUAUUCCAAUUCAUCGUGACCCAAAGAUUGUCGAUACUUUAACUGCCAGUUCAUUGAAAUACAAUGGAUGGAAAGUAUAUGCAUCAGAAGCUGAAAUCGAACUAUUUAAACGAGGUCGAAUAGGAAACGAUGACAUGUGUGUUACUCCAAUGCCCUAUCGAAUUCCUGCCGCACAGACUUUUCAAGAAUGUGGUAAUAACCAUAAAUUUCUAGGACGUAUUGACACGAGAGACGAUAGUAGUCAUGGCAACUUUCCGACUUAUAUUCUUGAUAAUGUGCAAGUGAGUGAAGGAAAAUGGUACUUUUGUGUGAAAUUGCCACUCGGUGAACUUGUUCAAAUCGGAUGGGCAACAACUGGAUUCUCGCCUGAUUCCAGGAAUGGUCUUGGAAUAGGCGAUGAUUCCCAUUCAUGGUCGUACGAUGGAUCACGACAAGUUCUCUUCCAUGAUGGUAGUUAUGAUUAUCCAGUUGAUGAUAUUCAUUGGAAACAAAACGAUGUAUGUGGAUGUGGAAUUGAAAUCGAUAGUGAAAAUACUCGAAUCAAAUAUUGGCUGAAUGGACAAUGCUUAGGUACAGCUUUUGCGCAUCAGUCAUAUCGCGGAUCAUCACGAUUGAAGUGUGACAUGAAGCCCAAUGGACCAAAUACUAGCUAUUUUCCGGGCGUCUCUAUGCAAUCGUAUAGUUAUUGCUCAAAUUGUUGUGAAUUUAUACUUAGUCCAGAAGAUAUGAUCGCAUGCCCAUUGCCCGAUGGUUACAAGCCACUCUUAUUACCAAAAUUAGUUAACACUGAAAAUUCGAUUGUGGCCUAUCCUUUUAGCGCUUAUUUAAUCGGAGACGAUAUUGAAAAUUACAUCUACGCAUCACGAUUGAGUACUUCAACCAUUCGUCUGCGUGAUUUUGUCAAUGAAAAUCAUUUAGAAACCUCGUUCAUUCUUGAUAAUCAUUAUCUAAUAUUACCAGAAAAUAGUGGUGGUUUAUCAUUUUCGAUCGAUAAUUCAACGUUUCCAUCAACAAUUAGCUUUGAUUUUAAAUUUGUAACCACAGAAAAUAAUAAUUCAGACUGUAAAACUAACAUUCAUCUAUUGACAUUGAACUCACUGAAAUUAUUCUCAAUAGAAAUACCAAUAUCGAAUGAAGUCAACGAAGAGAUAAGAAUAGCAAUUAUAUUCUAUCCGAACGAACAACAAACAAAAUUGUAUAUGAACAAUAAAUGUCGAAUAUUUUAUGGAGGAUUUGAUUAUGAAAGGACAGAUAAUAUGAUUUUGCACAUUUUACCCAAUGGUGGUGUUGCAAUUCGAAAUCUUGCAAUAUGGAAAUAUGCUCUAUCUGAAGAACAUAUUCAUCGUCUCUUCACAUAUGGACUAUCCUAUGUCGCCAGUGAUAAUGAACAAUUGAAAGAAUAUCGAAGACAAGUCAACGUAUUCACAUUUAGCGAAAAUCAACAAAUAUUUGCUAAUGAAUUACUUGUACCAUUUAAUCAACCAUUCGAAGAGAAUUUGUGGCAGAAAAAGAAAAUACAAGUCGAGAAUGAUGAAUCGAAAUAUUUCAAAACAAUUCAUAGAACUAAUCAAUCUGUUGUGCAAUUAUUUGGAAAUAAAACUUAUCUCGUUCUAGAUAUAUCCACUGUACAUAAUUCUGAAUUAACACUUAUUCUUGAUAUUUAUGUACCGAAUUUUCCAAAGAAUAAUGAACAAUUGACAUUAGUAAUGUUAAAUUCAAAGUUAAGCAUUUGGAUAGCACAUGAUGGUCGUCUUUUUCUUUCAUCAGAUGAUCGAACAUUGAACAUGAGUACAUUACAUUUUCCACUGAACAAAUGCGUACGUUUUGUUGUUUUGAUCGAUGAUAAUUAUGGAAAAAUCUAUCUAAAUGGAUCAUUGGCACUCGAAAACGAUAAGUUUACGCUGAAAACAAAUCCCAUUUAUUUGUUUAGAGAAAAAAAUUCGACAACGAAUACAACGACCGACGAUAUAUUACGAAUAGAAUGUAAAUUGAUCGCUUUUCUUAAUCAAGCUGUUUCGAUUGAUCAUGCAAUGGAAUCACCAGACUAUUCUCUAGAAUCAUGGCUUACACCACCUCUAUCACUUAUUGUAUCACGUUUAACUGCUAUUGGAUAUAAAGAAACAUGGAUCACAUCGGUCAUCAAACAAUCCAAGACAUUCACAUUUCAAAUAGCCGAUAAGCUUAUUCGUGAACAAAAAGAACAAUUAAUCAAAAACGAUCUGAAGAAUCGACGAGAAUAUUAUUUCAACAUUUUAUCACAGUUAGCUCCAUCUAUUGAUAAAGAAAAGUUAGAAGAUAAGAUAAUGUUUACCAAGCUUGAAAAUGAAGUCCAAUUGUUAGCAGUGGCUGAGUUGAUGUUGACUAGUUGGAAUGAUUUACAAAUACCAACAAUCUCAAUUGAUGACAACGACGCCAUGGAAAGUGAAUCAGAAGACACCAAAUGGUUUCAGAAAGCUCUACGUGGUUUAUGUACGAAAAAUAGCUUUACAGAAUGGAUUCAAAAUAGAUCAAUAAGUAAUCAUAAUGAUGAACUCGUUUAUCAACUUCUCGAUUUGAAUAAAACAGAACUAGAACAAUCGGUUAUGAUGACAAUGACAGAAAGUUCACGAAAGACAAUACAAAAAUCGAUUCAAUAUUCACAUCAACAACUUUCACAGAAACGAUAUUUCGAUUCACGAAUUGCUUGUGAACAAGGAUUAAUCUUAAUCUAUGCACGAGAAACUGUUUUCAAUCUUCUCAAAAUCUGGUCGAACAAUGGUCAAAGUUUAUUUCAAAUAGAAAAACUUGAAUAUGUUCGCAGACCUACAAUUGAAUUUGAUCUAGUUAAAGCCACUAUGGUGAGUGAAAAUGGCGAAAAUACUAUGUUUUAUCAAGCCUAUGAACAAUUACAUAAAGAUGCUUAUAGAUCAUUUCGAAACGAGGAUGAUCAUCUAUGGGAAGCAACUUAUAUUGGCAUGUACAGCAUUGAUGCAGGUGGACCUUAUCGUGAUUCAAUCACAUGUAUUUGCUCCGAUAUUUGUAGUACACGAUUACCAUUAUUUAUUUUAUGUCCAAAUGGACGAGCAAAUAUUGGCUUGAAUCGUGAUCGCUGGAUACCGAAUGUAUUUCCACCAAAUGAAUCUAUUCCAGAUACAUUUAAAAAUCAAUAUCGAUUCGUUGGACAAUUGCUGGGUAUGGCAAUACGAAAGAAACAUUAUUUAGAUUUUAAAUUUCCCAUAUUUCUGUGGAAACAAUUAGCAAGAGAACAAGUGACUAUUGAAGAUAUUGAAGCAAUUGAUAUACAAUGUUUUAAAAUAAUAAAAGAAAUACAAGCAAAUUUUGUUCAAGAUGAAUUUGUCGAUAUAAAUGUUGAUAUCAAUUAUUUGUUUAGUAGUAUUAUGAGUGAACUUCGAUUUGAAGUUAUCAAUUCAGCUGGACAAUCUUAUGAACUUAUUCCUGGUGGCAAAGAAAUUACAUUGACAGCAACUAAUUUCAAAGAUUACUGUACAAAAUAUCAUGAAUAUCAUUUGAAUGAAUUUAAUCGUCAAAUUGAAUUCAUUCGUCAAGGAUUGUAUAGUGUUGUUCCAUGUUAUUAUUUGAGCUUAUUUACAGCCGGUGAACUUGAAGAAGCCGUAUGUGGAAAAGGCCAUAUUGAUAUAGAACUUCUAAAAAGAAACACGCAUUACGGUGAUUCAAAUAAUCAAGAUUUACCACAUAUUGAACGAUUUUGGACAGUUCUAAGUGAAAUGUUCAAUGAGGAACAAAAGAAAUCGUUUAUUAUUUUCGUUUGGGGACGAAGUACAUUACCACGUUCGAAUGAAGAUUUUACAUGCAAAUUUUGUAUCAAUUCAUACUAUGCAUCACCUGAUGAAGUAGAUAAAGUGCUUCCACAAUCGCAUACAUGUACUUUUACUCUUGAUUUACCCGAAUAUUCGACAACGGAUAUUAUGUACCAACGUCUAAACUAUGCCAUCACAAAUUGUUCUAGUAUUGAUGGUGAUGGUUAA